Messenger RNA from Anguilla rostrata (American eel), 8514 nucleotides. RefSeq names its product cell division cycle 14Ab (gene cdc14ab). Bases 935 to 2983 code for a protein of 682 amino acids. The transcript is spliced from 15 exons. Gene Ontology annotation, molecular function: protein tyrosine/serine/threonine phosphatase activity; protein serine/threonine phosphatase activity; protein tyrosine phosphatase activity. The record is from RefSeq and is a predicted model, not a curated record. Gene Ontology annotation, cellular component: nucleolus; mitotic spindle; centrosome. Lineage: Eukaryota; Metazoa; Chordata; Actinopteri; Anguilliformes; Anguillidae. Gene Ontology annotation, biological process: regulation of exit from mitosis; microtubule cytoskeleton organization; positive regulation of cytokinesis.
ACAGUGUUUUGCUGGUCAGCAAAAUAACCACGGGAUAUUAGUGAACUGUAAUAUGUUCCCAUGUGUAAUGAUUAGGUUAUCAUAUUGGUUAAUUAUAUUCACAAUAUUUUUUUACAGUAUCUUAAAUGAACAAAUUGUGUCAUUUAAAUGAGCAAACAGUCGAUAUCAACACCAGUCGAUGAACAAACAAUCGAUACUAAAAACAUCAACACCAAAGCUUUUGAGAAGCUUUGAAUUCUGAAUCGAAAUAGCCUACAAUAUAAUUUCCAUCCAAUGUUUACUUCACCAACAGCGUCUCUUUUGCUGAUUGGCCGAGGGAGACCAGACCUUAGCAACGUGCAGUUGUGUGGUGAUUGGGCGCUUGGUUACCAUGUGAUGUCCCUUUAAGAUGUUCCUUGGAGGCUAGUGUGUGUCUGCAGCCAUGGAGGGGAACAGAUUUUCGCCUAGUACUGGGAUCGGAAAGAAGUGAGGGAAUAAGACCAGUCUCGCAUUUUAACCUCUCGCAAACAGAGAUAGAUUACCACACCCGCCUACGCGAUCGCUGAUCGAUAGAGGGAAAGGGGAAUUCCAUUUAAGACUGUUCUUCACUUUUUCUCAGGACAUGGAAGUUGUUUCGGAAUUCUCAAAUGACGUCUCAUUGAUUCUUUUACCAAGCAGCGGAGCUCAUAAAAUAGCAUAGCUGGCUGGACUGCGUAGGACUAGCUACUAGCUAGCCAGCUAGUCAGCUAGCCAUCAUUCUGUUAGUAUCGACAUACGAUUUCUGAAGAAGGAUAAUUGGCUGGUGCUAGCGACUUUCUGGAAGUUCUGUCUGAUCGAGAAGAAAGUAUUUUGGACACUUAGUACGACUCCGCACACCGAGUGUUUUUCUAGGCUGUUGGCUUUAUUUAAUCUUUUUUUUUUUUUUUUUAAAUUGUGCAACUUGUGAUUUUUGUCCAUGACUCUAGACAGCCUUAAACACUCAGCGAUCCUUUCUACUUUAUUUAAAAUGGCAGACGACAAUGAACUAAUAGGAGCAUCCGAGUUUAUUAAAGACCGACUGUAUUUUGCAACCUUAAGAAGCAAACCAAAAAGCACUGCAAACACGCACUAUUUCUGCACGGAUGACGAAUUUGUGUAUGAGAAUUUUUACGCCGAUUUCGGCCCCCUAAACCUGGCGAUGCUGUACAGAUACUGCUGUAAACUCAACAAAAAGCUGAAGUCCUUUACACUGACCCGAAAGAGGAUUGUUCACUACACCAGCUUCGAUCAGCGGAAGAGGGCUAACGCCGCUGUUUUAAUUGGUGCCUAUGCUGUCAUCUACUUAAAGAAGAGCCCAGAGGAGGCCUACCGAGCGCUCAUCUCCGGCUCCAACGCGUCCUACCUGCCCUUCCGGGAUGCCUCGUUUGGAAACUGCACGUACAACCUGACGAUUCUUGAUUGUUUGCAAGGCAUCCGGAAGGCCCUGCAGCACGGGUUCUUCGACUUCGAGACCUUCGACGUGGACGAGUAUGAGCAUUACGAGCGCGUGGAAAACGGGGACUUCAACUGGAUAGUUCCAGGAAAACUCCUGGCUUUCAGCGGACCACACCCGAAAAGUAAAAUAGAAAAUGGCUACCCCCUCCAUGCUCCGGAGGCCUACUUCCCUUACUUUCGCAAGCACAACGUGAUGACCGUGGUGCGCCUCAACAAGAAGAUCUACGACGCCAAGCGCUUCACUGAUGCCGGGUUCGACCACUACGACCUGUUCUUUGUGGAUGGAAGCACGCCCAGCGACAUCAUCACCCGCCGCUUCCUGCACAUAUGCGAGAGCACCGACGCCGCCGUCGCCGUCCACUGCAAGGCGGGGCUGGGGCGCACCGGCUCGCUCAUCGGCUGCUACCUGAUGAAGCACUACCGCUUCACCGCCGCCGAGACCAUCGCCUGGAUACGCGUCUGCAGGCCCGGCUCCAUCAUCGGCCCCCAGCAGCACUUCCUGGAAGAGAAGCAGGCCUCUCUCUGGAUGCAGGGGGACGUGCAGCGCUCCAAGCACAAGCAGCGGCUGGCCGAGGACCGGGGCGUGUCCCGCGUCAUCUCCGGCAUGGACGACCUGACCAUCAGCGCCUCCAUAUACAAGUCCCAGAGCAUGGACCGCAUGGAGGAGAACGACUACGGGGAGAACGGGAUGUGCAUGACUCAGGGAGACAAGCUGCGCGCCUUAAAGGGGCGGAGGCAGCCCCGCUCCGCCACCACUGGAGCUCUGAGGCUGGAGGACAUGAAGAUGCACACCAGGUCCCCAUCGCAGCCUUUCAGGAUGAAUCCGGCGGUGCCUGGCCCCGGCUCCAUCUCCCCCCUCAAGUCCUCCAAAGUGCCCCCCUCCGCUUCCGCCACCGCCAAGAGGAUCGCCCGCCCGCCCUCCUCCUCUGCCUCUAACCUCAAGAGCUUCUCCAUAAACUCCAGGUUAGCCAGCUCUUUAGGCAACCUGUACGCCGCGGACGACGACGCGCAGGGGAAAGGCAAGCCGCCCGUUCCCUCCUUCCCAUCAUCCUCUCCUCCCAACGCCCCGCCCCCGAUGCGGACGGGCUUCGGCCUCGGCUACGCCAACGGCGGCCCGCUGCCGCCGCCCGCCCGAAAUUACCACUAUGAGGUCAACAACAAUCAGUAUAGCCCUCCCUCCUCCGUCGCCGCCGCCGUCGCCGCGGCGACCCCCGCCAACCCCGGCGGCCCCAGCAAAGGCGCGGCCUUCAGCCACCCGGGGAGGGCGGGGGCCGAUGAGUUCGCCCACUACCGGCCCCCGGGGUACCCUGGGCUGGCCGCGCCCUCCACGCGCUACCUCAGCCGCUCCAUUCCCGUAAGUGAGCGCCCCGAGCAACAGCAGCAUCCUCUGUCCCUGCCGCUCUCCUCUCCUCUCCUCUCCUCUCCUCUCUCUGAAACGCUCUCGUCUCCUGCACGCAAACGCUUUUCCUUCUUGGCUCGGUUGUUUUUGCUGAAGGGGAAGGCCUUGCCCUGCUCCGUGUGCUGCUCCUAACAUGUCCCUGGGUUUGCUCCGUGUGUAAUCCUGACGCUCCCCUGCACCUCUGCUGUGCUCUGGCUGUGGCUCUGAGCGCUCCUGUCCCUGGGGCUUCGGCUGAAAGCUGUCCCCAGCGCCUGGACGUCACACUGCUCACAUCACAGCUCUAAUGUUAGGAGAGUCAGCUCCAGCCAGCGCAUGUCCACUUACCUACUGAUCUGCCUUUGAGUAACCACUGGUGAGGAGAGACUAAUUCAGGGUGUUAAGUGGACUCUGGCCUUUGCAUGUGUUCCUGAUCCCUCUGUCUGAUAUCAAAAUCUUUGCAAUCAUAUCUAACAUUACAUUUUGAGCAGGACAGGGUGAGAAUUCAUAGCAUAUUUUAGAUAUCAAACACACACACGCACAUGCGCGCACGCACACACGCACACACACUCCCUCUCUCUGACACGCACAAAAACAAACAUACACAAAAAACAUAAAACAGAAAAACAACGCAAAAAAACUGCCUGGAAAUGAAAUAGUCAUGGUAAGUGAAAGGCAUCAGCGCAGAACUCAUAUUGGCAGGGUGGGAUUUAAAUGGGGGUGCUGAGAAUUCGGUUUGCUGCCAAGUGCCUUCCACACGUUUAAUUUCUUACUGUAAUGCAAACCUCUCCCUGGGUUCUGGCUUUAAUGCUUUAACACACUAACACGUACCUUCCAAUGCUGCUGUUAGCCACAUGGAGGUUCGCCCGAGGGCCCUGGAGGUUCAGCAUCCCUGUGUCUGUCUUCAGAGAGACUUCCCGGAUACUGCUCAGACUCGCGUUCAGUUUUCUUUCAGGAUUUCUUCCAUCAUUGCCCAUUUUUGAUACAUUUUUUUAUAUUCCAGCAUGUAAGUUUUUCCAUGCAUCCAAUACAUUUUGAAAGAAUUUUCAGCAUUUCUUCUUCCUGAAGAGUUUAAUUUCAUAAAGUUCUUUGUCUCAGUGGAAGUUACAAUAGAACAGGUGAUUUAAUGUUAGUACUAGAGCCGCACAUCUGGAAUAGUCACGGACACCUGGAGGGAGGGGCACUCAGGACGUGCCCUGCCGUGAUUGGUCCCGCCCGUGGACCAAUGGCUCAGGUCCAGGAUGGCGGCAUUCCUGCAGGGCUUUUGAACUGGCAGAGAAGCUGGUCACCUGACCCAUCCUGGCCCAAUAUUUCCAGCGCACUUCAUAAGAAGCCAGCAGAGCAUCAGUCCCUCUGGCUCUCUGGGCCUGCAUGCAUCAGCACCCUACUGGCUGACCAGACACAAGCACUGCUGUCUUACUGUAUCCACAGGGGCCUGGAGACAUGGCAAACGCUUCCUGAGCAGAGCCUGUUCUGUUCAGCUGAAUCCCGAGUCCCAGGUCUCUCUAACGAACUGUGUGCACGCCGUUGUGUGCGCGCCUCUGACCUUUCUGGAGGACUGGCUGUCCAGUGUUCUUAAGUCGCAGCGCUCCAGAUGCGUCCUCCAUUUAUAAACGGGCUGAUUUCAUUAUCGGCAGCCGUGUCACACAUCACCACAGGCCUAAAGGAGCUGGACAGCCGGCUGUGAACGCAUUCCAUCGGUUUACCUGCGUGUUCCAGUCUGAAUGGAGGAUCACUGUCCCUGCUGUCUUUCCCCCGGAUCGUGCGUUGGGAAGAACGACUAUCCCAGGAGUAGGGCUUAAAGCGGCUUUCAGUGGAACGUGUGUCUAAUUGCAGAGCUGCUCAGCUGCGUACCGCCACCCCCCCCACCCCCCCACCCCCCUCCCCCGCAGCGCUCGAGGGAGGACUGCCUGGCAGCAUUGCCUCCAUCGUCCUCAUGUAAAAAAACAGCCCAACUGCCAGGAUCAUGCAAAUGGGAUCAAACCAGUAUUAUAAUGAGAGCGUCGCUGACGGUAAUGAUUUUGUUUGCACAGCUGCUGUUAUCUCAGCUCCAUAAGUGUUAAUAAUGAGCGUUAUGUAAGAGUAAUAAUUUUCUCUGGAUUAGAGUGUCAUUUAAAUGCAAAUAUAAAUGCAAUAAUAAUUAUAACUGCAUUAGUGGAGUGCGGAAAAGUCGUGGUCCGAUGGCUGAUCCAUCUCUCCCUUUUUGCAGUAGAGUAACGCCCCCCCCCCUCUCCCCGCCCUAUUUGCCACCUGUUGGUGCCCAUCCCACUAAUCCCCCAGACACGCCCACUCCAGCCCAUCUCCUCCAAUGCCAGGCAUCACAAGCUAUGGCUUUAUUUCCAUUUAUAUAUUUCCGUCGCUCCAGGGUGAGAAGAAACGAGAAAGACCUGCACACUGCCAAAAAAAACGGGUAAAAACCCAACACGGAGGCUGAAAAAACAAAGCUCGGUUUAUUUCGUACGGAACGUGCAGAAGCGCAUACGUGCAAGGACUGGAAAAUACGAUGUUUCGGUCACAGACAGACUGCCGUCAGCAUCUAGUUGGCAUGCACAAUGGUUGUCACAUUAAUGUAUAUUAUAUCUAACAGGUGCGCGGAUACAAUUCAUUAGUCAGAGUUAAAAAGGCAUAGCCGACAAGUCAGUAGUACAUUAAAUACAAAAUGUACCGAUAACAGUACAGACAUAUAAAAUAUCUCCUUUGUGAAAUGUGUGGAGUGACUGUUCAGCUAAGCACGCAAGCUUUCUAAGUAUUUUACAUGUAUAUGUUUAUGUAUUUGCAUUCAUAUACAUUGUGUUUAUGCAUAUGUCUUGCUUCUAGUGUGUAGUUUUGUAGUUUUGUUUCUGCAAGUGCAAUGUUCUUUCCAUUUCCCCUCUAAUGUAGGUAGUGCUUUUCCCCAGCCAUUUUAUUUGAUGGAGUUGGAAGACGCUGAGUUGGCGAUCGUGCUGGUGUUCUCUGGGGUGACUGAUGCUCGUGCUCAGUGCUCAGUGCUGUGCUUAACGUUCUGCUUCCUCUGUCUCUCACCUCACAGUCCCUUCAGUCUGAGUAUGUUCAGUACUAAAGGGGCGUUGCUGCAGUGAAGGCGAGCCGGCCCCCAGGCGAUCCGCUGACCACGCCCGUCCUGUACGAGUCCACCGGACCUUGACCCCCCCCCCCCCCCCCCCCGCAACCUCCAUGCCCGCCCCUCCCGGGAUCCCACCCCACCGAGCGCUGCUUCUCACUUCGAAAGGAAAGGGAAACGAGUAAACAGGGAGUUGCCGGAUGCACAUUCCCAUCUCUCCACGGCCGGAGGGGUCGCCGUCGGCAACCCUCGUCCACGGCCGAUGUCUGUGUCUCUGGUGGAAUCCGAUUGGACGGGGCAAACGGCAGCUCCAGACCUCCGAGGGCUAUCGGAAAAGGACCGCGCUUUUGUCCGCCUCAAGUCCUGAUGGGUAAAUGACUGAUUGGAUUCGCUUUUGGGGAUAGUCACAUGACUGUUUUACUUCUCAGCGUUUACAGCGCUGGUGAUUUGAAAGGCCUGCUCUCGCAUUGCCCAGCAUGCUUUGUGUGCUGUGGCCUAUACUGUAUGUGAACGCUCCUUCCUCUUAAAGUGCUGAGCUGUAACCCUCCCGCGCACUCCUGCUGUUAACACAGCUCGGCUGUCCCGCUUUUGUAUAUUUCUUACCUUCUUUCUAAUGUAAGCACACACACUUGAGUACUGAAAAAGAGGAUAUUUUUAGACAUGGAUUUUAUACUGUCUACAUAACAUAUUUUAAGCUUGGAUAACAAAUAUAUAUAUAUACAUGUGUUUUAUAUAUGAAUUGUAUUUCAGGGUUUGAAAAGACCUUUUUUAAUGUCUUUGUUUUUUUUGAAGUGUGCUCUGAUUGGUGUAUAAAGACGUGUAGGCUACAGGGGGUGGGGACUGGACGCUCCGGACCCCCGUUUCUUAUCAGCCGUGUGUUUUGAGAGCCCGUGCUCUGGCGGCGAAGUGAAAAUGGGAUUUUUGAAGGUGUUUGGGCUCGCGCUAUGUUCUGUCAGAGGGAGUGUGAGCACUGCCUGGACAGGCCUUCCCAGGUCAGAGCCUGCAGGGGGGGGAGAGAGGAGGAGGAGCGUCCUCUUCCUCACUGUCAGAAGCCCAUAGGUACCCUAUAGCAUGCCUACCAUUUCACCACCAUUUUUUUCCCCCCUGUGCGGUCCCGUCCAGCAGAGAUUAGCUGUCUCUUGCUGUGCCACAAACGCACGCCCUGUCUCUCCCAGGACAGCGCUGGCGAUGAACUCGGUACAUUCUGAGUUCCGUGCUCCGAGCUGCCCUACUGCGCGCGCUUGCGUACGCACCGCCGGGCCCCAUACGGGGCUGGUGCGGUCUGACACACGGUUUCAUACCUCCAGUCUGGAAAGGGAAUCUCAGCGCGUCGACGAACGGACACGUACGUCACACCCCGGAACAGAUGGGACCAAUGAGAACGCACACCUAAAUUCCUGUGUGUUCACGUGGGCUCGCGCCUGAUGAAACAGUUAGCAGCAAUAAGGGGGGGUGGGGUGGGGGGGGGGGGGGGUGACCAUGCGCGCAGAUGAGAAUGAGCGCUUUGUCUGUAGGCUUCACAGAAAUGGGUAGUGAUGCCUGGCGCGGUUUCGGUGAUGAUGCACUAGCUUCCUCCGAACCUGCACUUCCCCUCUCUUUCUUUGGAACUAGCGCUGAGCCCAAAUCACUCGAAAUCCUCACAUAGACAAGACGCCACAGAAUGUAAUAACAAUCUGUGAAAGGACUGCAUGGCUUUCUGCUGGUUUUCAAGCACAGAUUUUUAUGGUCUUACUCUGCGACAUGCUUUGAACUUAUUGCCUUGAUUAUGACGGCGCAUUUUUUGGCACGCGCGACCAAUUAUGAGUGAGGCGUGGUCUUUCCUCCCCCCCAUCUUUAUGAUUGAAUUACGGCAAAUGACAAAUGUCAAAACCAAUUUCAGUUCAAACUUGUUUGUCAAGAGUCCUUUGAGAAUGUAAAAAUAAAAUGGACGGUGGUUGGUAGGGUGCUUUCUGGUGGCAAAAGUUAAAAUGUUAACUCUCGUGAGGGAAUGUUUACAGUAGAAUUACAAUGAAACUGUUUUGUGUAAUACCCCCCCAAAAUUUUUUUGAAGGUUAUUUCAGUUACGUAACAUUGUCACACCCGUUACGCAGUCUUAAUAGCAACUGUGAGUACCCCCCAUUAACAAAUGGGAACUGUAAUGGGCUUUAUCUUAAAUCUUAUUUUAAGAACUUUUAACUAAAACAUUAUGUACCUGAAUAUGUCAAAAACAUAGCCUUGUUCUCUUUUUGUUGUUUAACUUUUCAUGUGUCACCUAAAACAAGGGUACUGAAGCUUCUCGUUUAGUAUUUAAGGGUGUUAGUGGAUCAGUUUGACUCCCCUUGUGGCACACUGUACAUUCCAAGCAAUGUAAUGCUUUUCUGUUUAUAAAGUGGGAGAAUCUAUUUGAUGCAAGCAUUCUACCUCCUCAAACAGAGAAUAGCUGUAAAAUACUAUUGCAUAUAUUUUUUCACGCGGUGUGUAUAGAAAAUAUAACCACAUUACUGUAGAUCAGUAUUUUUUUCUCCAUAACAGCAUAUACAAAAUAUAUAAACAUAUAGUAAGAUACUAAUGUAUUUACUGUAUGUAUAUUUUAAAAUACAAUGUAAAGAAAACGGAAAAGGAAAUAAUGAAAUAAAACGCAUUUGAAAUA